GAGAUUGGAGGGAUAUAUUUACACCACAUAUCUCUCUCUUUUUUCCCCCUCCUCCCUGCCGUUCGUCAACUCGCCAGUCAGUCACUCUGCAGUCAGUCAGUCCGUCCUCCCGUCAGUCGGUCGCUUGAUCGCUUCUAAAACGCAAAGUGAAAAACCCGCGUUACCUAAUUAACAAUAAAAUGUCUAAUUGUAGUACGCGUUCAGAUGUUACAGAUUAUCGGUCUCCGUUGUCCCGCGGAUUAUAUCGCCACGGGGGUUGAUUCGAUCAGAGUCAUCCGAUAUAUUACGAAUUUUUUUCACUACGAUCAACGUCGUUACGACGACAGCGUCGUCCGACGGAGCGACGGGGUUGCAGCCGCGAGUUUUCUCCACCCCGAUCAUUGUUCACCGCCCCCCUUCAUUUUUUACGACAAUUAUUUUCACCAUCCUCGUUGUACAUUAAAAAUACACAGUGCCGUGUCAGUGCUAAAUAUUCGUAAGGGUUUGUCGCGGGUGUGAGUGGCAAUUAUUUUUUUGUCACAUCUAUGUGGUUGUGAUGCGUGAAUUGCUUCCACCGAUUCAUCCGGGCGUGGAAACAAUAGUAGUAGCAGACGAAAUCUGAUCGCAAAAGGUGUGCGAUAGAAAUUGGACCGAGAGAGAAAGAGAGAGAGAGAAAGAAAGAAUUGAACUGAAAUUAUAACGUGUUUAAACAAAUCGGCGAAAAGAAAACGGAGGAUAUAAUCAUCGGGUAUUUCCUUCUUCGUUAUCUCCCACAUUCACAUCGUGUCGUCAAUCCUUGGCGGAAAAUAUCCUAGGCUAGAUUUCCAAGAAUCAUAGAGAUGGCAGGUUAUGUUCCGGUACUACUAAUCACAGCCAACGUCGGCAGUAUAUUCGAAGAGCCGGGUGUAAUGCUCAAUGUAUGGACGGAAGAAUUUUUGGCCACAAUAGCAAGAUUAGAUCCAAAGUUCAUAGCGCUUCACUGCCAGGAAGUGGGUGGAAAAAACUACGAGCAGAGUAUGAGGCAUGUCGAAUAUUUUGUUAGAUUGUUGAUGUCCUCGGAAGAAUUAAGGCUGUUUGACAAAGUGAGGGUUUUUCUGGAUGAAGAUUUUUCAUCCGCCGAACACUUCACCGCUUUGGGAAAUUUUUAUUUUAUACAUGAAUCUUUGAAAGAUGUACUAUUGUGGGAUUUUAAAGAAUCAAGUUUUUCACCGGUAAGCGGAAAAGAUGUACAUUCUGGUAACAUUGAGGCGGUCACAACCAAAGAAAAGGCAAAGUUCCCGCAAGAUUUUUUUCCAGAAUGUAAGUGGUCCAGAAAAGGUUUCCUGAGAACACGAUGGAGUAUCAACGGGACGGUUUUUGAUCUCAUAAACAUUCACUUGUUUCACGACGCCAGUAAUUUUGUGGCGAUGGAAACGUUUCCGUCGGUAUACAGUAAAACUCGAAGAAGAGCCUUGGAGCACACCUUGGAUCGGUUUCACAACGAUCAGUAUCCAAACGUUCCUUAUUUCUUAUUUGGAGAUUUUAAUUUUAGGACAGACACCGCUGGUGUAAUAAAGAAACUUACAGAAGACACUCAAGAGAGCAAACUGCCAAGUAAAAACAAUUUUUCAAAAUUACAAUUCCAUAACAAAGACGACCAUUUGAUUCUAACCUUGGGCAAAAAAGAGUUCUCGCAUUUUGAGCACCAGGAUGUGUUCAUGAAAAACAGUGGCCAGUGGCUUCGAGAGUACGACAGAGAAUUAGAAGACUUUGAAGGAAGGUUAUUAGAAUAUCCGAUUAAUUUUUUACCCAGCUAUCCAUUUGAGGAGAAUAUCGACGAGGGCAGUAACUACAUGCAAACCAGAGUUCCCGCAUGGUGCGAUCGAGUUCUGCUAAGUCCAACCGCAAAAACACUGGCCCCAGAUGCGUCCGCAUCUGACGCGGUAGAAUACGGCAUCAUUGGUCCAACAACGUGCAUGGGUGAUCAUAAGCCUGUCUACCUGAGAAUUGUUCUACUAUCAGAAGCAGGUACAGUAAACUGUUGCGAAUUGGCUAACGCUCCGCAGUAUUGCUUCAAAGUACCCGACAGCUACGUCGAUAGAUUGUCUAUGUUGCCUGAUUGUCGUAGUUACAACCUUGAUAGUAAACAAUCACAUAUCGACAAUUCGUCGUCUAACCUUUUGCACGCUGCACCCAUUAAGCAUGAUCCGUACACGCCGGACAGCAUGGAUAGUCCUAGUCCUUGUGCGCUAGUUGUUCCUGGUGAAGCAUUGCCAGACCUCGAAUCGCCUGACGAUUACGACACGGAAAUUGGCUACGAUCAGUCUGCGCCUCGAUUGUCGACCGCAUCUAAGAGGCUGGACACUGCAGUGUCGCCGGCGCUGCUGAAAUCCAAGCUUGAGCUUAUUGUGCAGAGCAAAACACAACAGCGGAAUUGUAACUUCCGAAAGAAUGUCGUCCGGAUGAAGAAGAUUGAGAAAAGUCCCAGCGAUUGCGAUCUGUACUACGCGUCAACUGAUGAUAAAUCAAAAAGUGAAAAACGAAGGGAAGAUGAAGAGGAUGAUAGUGAAAUUGGAACCAGAAAGAGUCGGAGCAAUAGCGACGUCUCCUGGCAGAGAUCUCAAUUGUUGACGAGGGCUUGGGUGCAGGGUAAAGGGCAUCAAGCUUAUGACAAUUUUCGGUCAGAUCUUGAUAAUCGCAAGUCAUUAUCUAGCUUGAAAUCAUUAGAUAUGAAGUAUUACGAGGGAGGUACGGAUAUGGUGAUACCGAAAAUAGCUAUUAUAAACGCUAGCAAUUUCGAGUCGAACGCAAGUUCGGUACAUAUUAACGACGACAGACACAGUGCGUAUUCUGAAGCCAGGCUUAGCACUUAUUCAGAUAAUAGGACGAAAACAAUUAGCGGGGAAGCUUCUAGCUUGGAGAAAUCCGAUGAGAUAUGCAGUAGGAUUUACGAUGAAAGUGAUUACGACGGAAGAACAAGAUUUUGUGAUAACGUCAAAGAAGUUUUCAACGAAAGAAAUUAUUCAGUCGAGGAUUCCAGUAUUAACAAUGAUAGGGAUAAGAAGAGAUUAAGUGAAUUAGACAUUGAUAGUUUAACCGAUGACAUGAUAUUGAAACCGGAAGACAGAUCGUACAAAGAUACAAAAUCGAUAAGUAGAGAUAACAAUAAUAAAUACGUAUCCAAAGAUAAAAAAGAUGAGACUUUUAUUACCGAUAAAAAGUUAUCGACCAACGUUGACUCGUCCAAAGCUAAACGGUACGAGAAAAAUGGAGCGUCAUCCGAAGAGGAAAAACUUCUCGUUACGACAGCGGAAAAAUGUAACGUAGAAGAAAAAUACGUGGUCGUAGAUAAUUUACAUAGUAGCAGUAGUGGUAGUAGUACUAAAGCCAGUGUAAUACCAAACAUAUACGAAUCGGACACAGGCAACACUGCCAAUGCGAUAAAUGAUAGUUUAAAUACGUACGGUUCGAUUAACGCGGGAUUGCCUAACGAAACUGAGACCGCUUGCAAACCGGAGACCCGUAACGAAGUUUUGGCAUCGUUAAAUACAACACGAAGUAACUCGACCCAGAGUCAAGACGGUAAUAUAAGGCUAGGUAUAACGGCGCGGAAAGUCACCGAGAAAUGUAAAAAUGAUAUUGUCAGAGAGAAGGGCAAAUGCAGGAAAUGUUGCUGCAUCUUAUCCUAAAGUAUACUUUAGCAGUUAUUGCGCUAGAAUAAAGUGUAUUGAUAUUUUUAUGGCAACAAGAUUGGCCUUCUACUGAUGCUAAAUAUGAUUCGGGUUACUUUUGUUUCGUGAAAAUAGUUACCCAAAGUCAUUCGACGAGAUAAUAUUGCGAAAGCGAAUAAUGUUCCUUUCUUAUUGCGAAGGUAAAAACGUGCCGAGUUUGUGCAAAACAGUCAUAAAAUGUUGAAAAUUUAUUAUAUCGUCGGGCUAGUUUUAUAGCCUGGAACAAAGUUAGGAAAUGUAUCGGAGAAUUUAAGACUAACUUCUUGUAGUCAUCCGGUGGAUAAGAUAUACGUAUAUGAAUUUGCAUACGAUAAUUAUAAUGCAUCAUUUUUUUAGUGAUUCUUGAAAAAUAUUGAAUAUUGUUGAUUGUGUAAUUACUUUUUUUCUUCAAUUGUCAUUAAAGGCCUCUUAAUUAGAAUUCUUGUUUUCGAAAGGCAAUUAAUCUUGGAAGGUUUUGCUUACGAUAACAGGGUGUAUACGCACUGGGAAAAAACCGGGAAUGUUUCCUAUCCGAGAAGAAAUCGGGGGAAAAACACGGGAAUUAUCUGGUACUUCGGGAUAAUGAGACAAAUUUUGCAGAAAUAGUGUAUAAUUCAUUUUGUUUGGGGGAACAUUUUUUCUGAUUCUGCCUGGUUGCUGGUGUAUAAUAAUAACACAUGUGUAAUGGUAUAAGGACGUGUCCACCAAAACCGGAAAUUUGGUCGUAAAAGGGUGUAUGAUUUUUUCAUUUCGUGGCAUUCGGUGUCAAAGCACUCGAAACGCAUAUCUAUACUAAAACUGUUCGUAAAAAUGAAUGAAGGCUUUUCAGCACCAAAAUGUAUUUUUAUUUAUCACCUUUGUAAAUGAUAUCAGGUCACAUCCGCCAUUUUUGUAUUAUUGUCGAGCACGACGCGAAAAACCUUCGUAACACAAAGAUUUAUGAAUUUCGGGAAGAAGGUUUAAAAUUUUUUAUUUUGUUACAAAAUAUCGGACGUAACGGUACAAGUUUGUAUGUGGGCACGUGUGAUCUAACACCAUUAGAGAACGUGAUUAUUUUUCAUAAAGUGCGUGAUGAAAGGACAUAACCGACAGUAGUUACGUCCUUUUACCAUUAAUUCAUCCAUUUUUCGAUUUCAACGUUUUUGAAUGUACCCUCAUUUUUUCCACGUAAAUACAAAAGGGAAUAUAAUAAUACAUCUUUUUACCUUUCCGCGUGGUAAAAGGUCGUAUAAUAGCGCAUAGGUUCUUAUACCAUUAGACACGCGAUGUACCUGAUGCCAAAUAAAGGUUUCAAUAUAUUUUAGAUAUUCAAAUUAUUAAUGUACCCUGAAAUCCUUAACACGGUGACGAAAAGCUCUCAUAGACAUUGCUGCGCUCUCAGAUUUCAUUGAUAGAAUUUCAUAUUUCGCAAGUCAUAAACAACAUUCACGAAGACUAAAGUGCGGUGUUAUAAAAAUAUAUGAAAGAUUUGUUAUUUCUUCGAUAUGCAAAAUAACACGAAUAUGCAAAGUAAUACCGGUAAUAUAUGUCAAGGCACCCGGGAAAAAACAAUAUUUUUCAUCGAGAAAUUCGGGAAAAACCUGGAUUUUCUUUCCGGUUUCCGUAUACACCUUGGAUAAGUAGUUUAAAAUAUGAAUAAGCAGAGAGUGCGGUUAAAAGCACAUGAAAAGAAAAUUAAUAUACGUUAGCUUCAAAGUCACAAUGCUGUAUAAAUUUGUAAAAAUACUUUUGCGACUGAUCGGGUUAAUUAUAACUCAGUAAUUCAUUAUCGCUACAUAUUUACGAAUUUGUUAUAUUCGAUUUUAUAGUUUUAAUUUAUAUUUUGUUCUCAUAUACACACUACUUUUAACGGAGUAUAAGUGCCUGUGUUUGCAAUGUACGUAUGUUUGUUCAGGACUAAAUUCAACGUUACUAUUGUGUUUUGAAUAAUUCUUGCAAUUUCUCUUUUACAAAAUGUAAAUACAAAGUUGGGUAAAAUUCGUCCCCACAUCCAGUGAAAAUUGUAAAUCAGAAAAUGCAUGUUCAAAUUUAUUUGAGAGUGAAAAUUCAAAUUCAAGACAAUACCAUUUUAAUAUUAUUAUCGAGUCCUGGAAAAAAAGUACUUAUCGUAUGUGUAAAUGUUAAGUAACGGAUCAGGUACUUAUAGAUAACUAGGGUUGUCGUAAUUACUUUGCAUAUAAGAAUGGAUGAAAUUUGACCACCUUUCAAAUCAAAGUAUUCAUAACAUUUUCUUAAUUUUACUCUGACAUUGAGUCUUACAUCACUUGUAUUUUUUAAAUAAACUGACAUGCGUAACAUUUUUCCUUACGAGUGCAUCUCACGUGUUGCGGGAAUUUAGUAUAUAGUAUCAAAGUGUGUGACACGUUUUUAAUUUAAUUAACGCUGUCAAGCACAACUAGAACUCUGCUCAAGCUCGAAUCUUUAAAUCGACCGAUCGAUCGUAUCGAUUUGAAUUACAAACUCUUAUGUAAAUAUGACCCUAGUUAGAUAUACGAAACUGUCAAAGAUGUGUGCAAUAUUCUGCUUUGAAAUCAAAAAUAUAAAUAUACACUGGGUAAGCUUUAGUCAAAUGAGAAAAAAAAAUCACAGUUAUGUAAGUGUCUUUUGAUUUUUAUUUAUUGAAAUCACACGCAGAUAGAAUAUCGGUAUAGAGAUGUUUAGUGAUUUUUAUUAAUCAAAAUUUGUUUGCACGUGAGAAUGUAAUACAUUUAUUUAAAAAUCUCCAAUAAUUAGAUCUGCAUUUAUGUACAAUUCAUUAUUUUGAACGCCGUGAUUCGUUCCUUGGUUCAAAGCGUUGUAUCUACUGUACAUACAGGAUGUGAACGAUACGUACAUAUAUUUAUACACAUAUGUAUCAUAUUACCUGUAGCAAUUAAAUCGACGAACGAAUGCCCGUUGAACGUUUUCUGCGUUCAUUUUUAUUGUACCUAAUGUAUAAUGUGCAAAGAAAAAGAGAUAAUAAUAAUAAUUAUUCCGCGCAGGCCUUGAGAGAGUAUCCGCGCAUUUAAAUUAAACUGCCAAAGUUCGCAUUAUAUACGAUAAUUAAACGUCUAUUAUAUAUACGUAUAUAUCAGAUAUUCGUACUGAGAAAAAAAAGAUUAAAUGUAAAAAGGAACAUAAAAUUUUAUUUUAUUUAUACCAAGUCAUUGCGUAUAUCACACUGUGUAUAUUUAUACGUACAAGUAUAGUCCUUCGUUUCGAGUCAUUUGAUGUUUAUGUGAAAAGAAUGGUACGGACGGGAAUUCCAUAUAAUCAAAUUAUAUAAUUAACGAAUAAUAACUUUUACAAACAAACAAAAAAUAAAAAUAAAAAAUGUAAAAAUACUCGCUUAGAUAACUUUAUUAUAUCGUAAUAAUUAUACAUCCACAACUAACAAUAUUAUAAAUCGUUAACUGUUUCGACGCCAAAUUAUAUAUAUUAUUAUAUACGCGGUAUACACUCAGUUAGAAUUUUACUCAUAUUUGAUAGUGUAUAAACGUAUAACUUCGUAAUAGAUAUAAAAUAUGAUAGGCCAUAAUAACGAUUAUUAACAUUUUUUAUUUUAUUUAUUUUCUUCCGAAAUUUAUUCUCGGAGCAGAAUCUAUCGGAUUUGCUGAAGAAAAAUUAUACUCUUCUCCAAUUCUGUUGUGAAAAAAAAAUUUCUGAACCCCUUUCGCCGUUCUUCCUUAAUGUUCCUUCUACUUCGCAAAUGCAAUUUCUCGGGUUUAAAGCUCCAUCUGUGCGUGGAAUAAAAAGUUCAGUCAUAAAACGUGUUCAGAAACAAGUCCGGUAGUCGUGAUAAUUUCUCGGCGUCUCUACGCGAAUGAACCGAUAUAAUUGUAUGAAAUAGGUUAACGAAUAGAAAAGGAAGUACUGAUUUUGUUAAGUAUUACUUAUAGUUCAUAUGACUGUGUAUAUUUUCAAUGUUUAUUCUGACGCAUGAAUGUAUGCCUAUAUCGGUAUGUGUAUCAAAUCUCGUACUAGAAUAUUGACCAUGAAUAUUUUUACUAUCAAAGUUGAAGGGACCAAGGCUAUAGUGUACUAUAAAUAUCCGUUCCGAUACUGCCUUUAGAGGAAAUUGAUAAAAAUUCGUUCCGUACAUUCGGCUGGUAGGUUUGUUGCUUAUUGUGGAUUUUUACUGACGAUGUUAUACAAUAUAAUGCUUAUUCUCAAUGAGUACAGAACUCGUCGCCUUAACGAUGACGAAUUAUUUCCUUGCAACAAUAAUUCUACUGUAACGAUUACGCGUUAUGUGCGUGAAAAAUUAUCGGACGACAGAAAUCCUGAGCAAAUAUUUUUAAUUGUUAUAUUGAUGAUAGAAAAAUCUACGCAGAUAUGUCAUAUAUAUAUGCUUAUAUUAAAACGUAAACGGAGAAAAAAGAAAGAAGGAAAGUCAUAUAUCUAAAAUUAAUAUACCAAACAUGGAAAAUCUUACUGUAGUAAAAUGAAUUUUCACAUCACCACGUUCAUUGUAUUAUACAAUAAUUAUUGAGAAAAAACAGCGUUACGCUUUAUUUAUAAUCAGAUUAUUUGUACGGCAACGAUAUAUAUUGUAUAAUGUGUAUGAUUAGCGGUAAUAAAUAAUCGCACUUAGUCAUUACGGUAUACAGCUAGUAAAUAUGAAAACUGCUUGCAAGAGUAAAUUUGUAUAUAUAAUUUAUCGAUUACUUUCAAUUAUUAUUGUUGUUGUUGUUGUUAUUAUUAUUACUAUUGUUAUUAUCAUCGUUAUUAUUAUUAUUAUUAUUAUUUCCUCUUUCUUUAUUGUAAAUAUAAAGAAUUAUUUUUUAUAGUUGUCAAAGACGCUGCAUUAUUUAUUUGCACCUUAGUGUUUCGUCAACAAUAAUCACACCUUAUGUUUUAUUUCCACGAACAUAUGCCAGGAGUAUUCGAUGAAACUGGCCGCCAGUUUCACCAAUUAUUUCUUGUAUGUAUUCAACCGCAAUUUCAAUUGGCUUUUUAACUUGAUUGUUUCAUUCAGUAAAGGUCUAUAUAUUGUUGU
Molecule: messenger RNA, 8646 nt
Organism: Neodiprion fabricii
Lineage: Eukaryota; Metazoa; Arthropoda; Insecta; Hymenoptera; Diprionidae
Gene: 5PtaseI
Product: inositol polyphosphate-5-phosphatase A
Exons: 11
Coding region: 819-3647 (942 amino acids)
Biological process (GO): phosphatidylinositol dephosphorylation
Molecular function (GO): inositol-polyphosphate 5-phosphatase activity
Source: RefSeq, a predicted model, not a curated record